Molecule: messenger RNA, 2608 nt
Organism: Anopheles stephensi (Asian malaria mosquito)
Lineage: Eukaryota; Metazoa; Arthropoda; Insecta; Diptera; Culicidae
Gene: Paf-AHalpha
Product: platelet-activating factor acetylhydrolase IB subunit beta homolog
Exons: 3
Coding region: 448-1125 (225 amino acids)
Source: RefSeq, a predicted model, not a curated record
GCUUUCAUGUGUACGCACACACGUACCCACACAUCCGCACGCACGGUAGACUGCAAUUAGCAAAGAAAAAGUGAAGCCUGCAAAAAGAAAAAAGAAAGUGGAACUUACUGCCAACGGACAAUACUCGCACUUUCGUAUCAUUUUGGUUAUAUCGUGUCUGGCAGGGCAGUUUCAGCUGUCCCAUUAUAGCUCUCGGCCUUAGCUAACCAACAAUUACUCUUUGCCCACGUUUCGGAAAACGCACCACGAAGAGACGCGCGGCCAGAUCGCGGUAGUUUUUGUACGGAAAAUUACGGUUUUGUUUAUUAACCCUGCGCCGCGGACGUGUGUGUGGUGUGUUGAAUUGGUUCGGUUCUUUGAAGACGUCCGACGUUGGUAGUUUCUAGAGCGCUUUGUUGCCAUUUUGUUUCGCCAAGAGAAACCGAACGAUAGCGCGAAACAUUAACCAUGAACGUGACAACACUGCCUGCCAUUUGCAAAGACCUGGACGGUGAUGACCGAUGGCUGAGUAUCCACAAACGAUUCGUGGCCGAGUGUAAGGAGAAGGACCCGGACGUCAUGUUUAUCGGGGACUGCAUACUGGAAUCGCUGCAGUUUACCGACUACUGGAACCAACAGUUCGUACCGAUGCAUUGCCUUAACUUUAGCAUACGCUCCGACCGCACGCAGAACAUCCUCUGGCGGCUACAGAACGGCGAGCUGGAGAAUGUGCGCCCGAAAGCGAUUGUGCUGCAUGCCGGCACGAACAACAUCGGCGAUACGGCCGAGGAGGUGACCGAAGGCAUCCUGGAGCUGGUGCGAACGAUUCGCCAGAAGCUGCCCGAUGUGUACAUUAUACUUCCGACCUUACUGCCCCGCGGUCAGCAACCGAACGAGCUGCGAGAUAAGAACGGGCAGGUGAACCGGUUGCUGCGCGAACGCUGCUUCGGCAUCAACAAGGUGCAGAUCGUCACCGUCGACAAUGGGCUGAUACAGAGCGACGGCACGAUCAGCCAUCACGAUAUGUUCGACUAUCUAAAUCUGACGAACGUCGGCUGCAAAAAGGUGUUCGAGCCGGUGUGCGAUCUGCUGCAUCAAAUUCUCACCGAAAACGAGCGGGAACGUGAUCUGACGCCUUCGGAAUAGUUGCUACUGGUAGCAUCCGGAGCAAACUUACGCCUUACAAACUAAUCCUUACCAUUGCUCAUCAAUUGAAGGCCACAUUAGAACCAACCCGCGGCUAGAGCGGACUCAUUUGCCUGCCCUUUGAGCACGCGUUGUGGUUUCUUGGUUAGUUUUUGGGUUUCAUGCAUCGUUUCAUACUAUAACAAAAAUCAUGUUUCGUAUUAUACUAUUAAGUUUUGUUUUCUCAUUCUUAACAUACAAAAAAAAACAGCAAAUGAAAACCGAUUACUCAAAGUACGGGAAGUGAAGUUAUCCAAAUGUUAUGUUAAAGAAUUAGCCUCGUUUUGUUUUCGCGCUUGACGCGAAUCCUCUCCAUUGAUUUCAUUUUGUUAGCGAAGGAAGAUAAACAUGCUGGUAGAUUGUCUAUAAUAUCGUUUCUCACGCAUCAAAUAUUGUGCUAGGUCUUAUUAUCGUGCUUAUUUGCAUCAUUAUAAACUUUUUUUUAUUUUAUUUUAUCGUGAUCCAUCAUUUUUAAAAUUAUUUUUGUGAUAUUUGCUACAUUGGUCAUUCCCGAAGCAGCUGUGGUUAGUUGGCUUAGCCUUUUCUUUUUACAUAAAUGGAGAACAAAACAAAAACGAAAUAAGUGUACCAAAAAAUGGAAUGCCUAAAGAUUAAAAAUUGUUUAACAAUAUCCAGAAACAUUACACUGUACCGCACCAAAUCAAACCAAAUCAAAUGAAAAAGCAAAAUCGAGUGCGGUUUGCAGGGAAAAGCAUUUAGCAAAACUUAAUUCUUCUUCUCCACCCUCAAUUAUAUUUAAUUGAUUUAACGAACUUAUGAUUUAUAGAUUGCAAACGAUUAGUUUUACGCUUAUUUUCUUAUAAAAACCGUUUUCUUCUGUGUGUCUUUUUAAUGUAAUAUGUAUAUAAAAAACUGAUUAGGUAUCUUCUUUAUAAGGCGAAUUCCAAAACAAGGAUCAUUAAACGAUCGCACGUGUGAAAUGACCCGCAAAUGCAGCGAUGCAUUAGAGCUAACGUAAUGAUCUCAUCUUACGCAAAACAUUUAAGUAUGCUUUGAUAUAAUGCUACUAAUUUAACGCUAGCCUUUUGAACGCUUGAAUUGAAAUGGAAGGUAUAUCGUGUUUUGUUUUCUUGGUUAGCUCUGUUAACAAUCGAACAGUACGAACAGCGAACCUUCUAGGACCGUUUUCUAUUACGCUGUCCAGCUAAGGAAUUGGAACUUUCAUAAAUCUACAAUUUGUACUUUAUGUUCCUUAAAACGGUUAGAAAGAAGGUAGCUAUGAUUUCGCGAUAUUCCGUUGGGGGAGCUCAUUCAACCAUCUUGCUGACCCCCAGCGGAAAGCAAAAUGGCGACAGCGAUUGUUAAAAAAAAAGCAAUAAAGAAAUGAAUUUACCUUCACUGAAUUGUGGUAAGCUUGGUAAAAAUGCUUGGUAUGCUUGUGUGGAACAAAAAUGGUUUGAAGAAAUAUAAAAUGUAAAUACUA